Molecule: messenger RNA, 4953 nt
Organism: Brassica rapa (field mustard)
Lineage: Eukaryota; Viridiplantae; Streptophyta; Magnoliopsida; Brassicales; Brassicaceae
Product: probable E3 ubiquitin-protein ligase ARI11
Biological process (GO): protein ubiquitination
Molecular function (GO): zinc ion binding; ubiquitin-protein transferase activity
Source: RefSeq, a predicted model, not a curated record
ACUUUUGUAUAUAUGUUGUUUUUAAUAAAAGAAAAAAAUUUUAUCCUCCCGCAACCGCCCGCAACCGCAAACGCUAGUUGGAGCCAGCUUUUGAAUUUAUGAGAUUCGGAGCGGUUUGAAGCGGUUUAGAACGAUUUGAGUGAUUGUUGCAAACCGCUACCAACCGCAAAAGCUGCGUUUGCGGGUGGUAGCGGGAAAACCAGUCGUCCCCUAAGAAUGGGUUAUAUUAUCUUUCAAUCGGACCCGUGAGUUAUUUACUCAUGAGUUUGACAUGAAUAGAAUUGAAAGAUUCAUUUCGUUUUUACAUUAAAAAGUUUAGAUUCAAAUCCAAUAAUAUAACUUAUAUUUAUUUAUUAAUGCAUAUUGAUUGGAAAAAUUUGAUUAAAUGUAAACAAAACUGUAAGGCAUAAAUCUUCAUAAAUCAUCUUGGAUAGAUACUAUCAAGGCCGACCCAAAAAAAAAAAAAGCUGAUGAGGCAUUUGGUUCGGGGACGGCCAACACUAUAUUUAGAGGCAAAUAUGACGAAUAUAUUUUAUAGCUUUACUGGUCAAGACAUAAUAUAGAACACGUAUGAGCGAGGUCCAAAUCCUCCAACUUAGUUUUUAGCAAAAACAAAAAUUUCACUUCUAGACCGCAGUAUAUCAGAUGACUUUGUAUCCUUUGCAAUUCACGCGUAAAUUUGAAAGGAAAAAAAAAAAUCCUCGGCGCAAAUCAGCGAGGGAUUUGCAAAAACUUUGCGUAUCACUAUGUUUUUUGACUUUGUCGCAUUUUAAGAAAAAAAUCUUUAUAGCAAAGGAAGGAGACUAAAAACUUAAUUUUUUAAUAGAAACAAAUCAUGAGUUUUCUUUCUGCAAAUUUUGUGGAUACGAAAGCUUAUAAAACAACAAAAUUAUUACAAGAGUGCAUUUCUUUGAGCCUAUCCCCUCCAAAAAAAAAGAGAAAGAGAAAAUUUUUAGGAGUAGUAGCUUUUGAUUGAUCAUGGAUUAUUCGGAUGAUGAUGGCAUGCUUAAUAUUGAAUCAGGCGAAGAAAACUUAUACAUUGACCACACAUCCGAAGCCGAUUAUGGAAUGGAAGAAGAUAUGCACAAUGAUUCCACAUCGAAGCGAGAUCAGAUAAGUUACAUAGUUCUCAAAGAAGAAGACAUCCGUGAGCAUCAAAAGACCGACAUCAAACAAAUUUCUACGGUUCUCUCAAUAAACCAAGUCGAAGCAAUCAUUCUGCUUCUUCACUAUCAGUGGAGUUCUAGUAAAGUCGAAGAUGAAUGGUUUACUAGCGAAGAGAGAGUUCGUAAAACCGUUGGUAUGUUGAAGGAGCAUAUGGUUGAUCUCAAUGACCAAGACGUGAACAUUGGAUGUGGAAUUUGCUUUGAAUCAUAUCUUCGCAAGGAAAUCGCAACGGUUUCUUGUGGUCACCCUUAUUGCAAGACUUGUUGGACCAGUUACAUAACUGAGAAAAUCAACAAUGGUCCGGGAUGUUUGAUGAUUAAAUGUCCUGAGCCUUCUUGUUAUGCUGUGGUUGGUCAAGAUAUGAUCGAUAAGUUGAUAACAAUAGAAGAAGAUAAGGAGAAGUACUGUAGAUAUUUUCUUAGAUCUUAUGUCAAAGAGGGAAAAAACAAUAUUAAAUGGUGUCCAUCACCUGGAUGCGUAUACGCGGUUGAUUUUGGAACCAGGAAUGGAACUGAAAAUUAUGAUGUUACAUGUUUAUGUUCUUAUGACUUUUGCUGGAAUUGUAGUGAAGAUGCUCACCGUCCUGUGAAUUGCGACAUGGUGUCAAAAUGGAUUACUAAAAAUAUCAAGGAUAAUGAAUCCAAAAACAUGACUUGGAUACUUGCGAAUACGAAGCCUUGUCCGAACUGCAACUGUCAUAUCGAGAAGAACCAGGGAUGUAACCGUAUGACCUGCCCAAUUUGUAAUCAUAGCUUUUGUUGGAUUUGUCUUUGUCCAUAUGAUGGUCGCCACACAUGCCACAACUUUGAGGGUGAUGAUGAAACAAAAGUUAAGAGAAAAAGGGCGAAAAGGGUGCAAAGGACAAUCGACAGAUACAUGCAUUAUUAUGUAAGAUGGGCAAACAAUCAAUCUUCUAGGCUAAAGGCAAUGGAAGAUUUGAAGGAAUUGCAAGCGGUGCAGCUUGAGAAGCUUAGUGUCAAACAAUGCUUCUCACAAACUCAGCUCCAAUUCACCGUAGAUGCAUGGCUUCAGAUCAUCGAGUGUAGGAGGGUGUUGAAAUGGACAUAUGCAUAUGGAUACUACAUUCCUCGGGAGGAACGAACCAAGAAACAGUUUUUUGAGUAUUUGCAAGGGGAGGCUGAAGUUGGUUUGGAGAGGCUUCAUCAUUGUGCAGAGGAGGAGCUGCAACACUUUGUUGAUGAAACUGACGAUCCAUCUACAGAUUUCGAUGAUUUCCGCAAGAAACUAAUUGGUUUGACUAAAGUAACCAAAACCUACUUCGAAAAUCUAGUGAAAGCUUUAGAAAAUGAUCUUGCUGAUGUAGCUGUUGAUGAUAGCAAAUAAAAACCGAUCUCCAAAUUUGAUAUCAAAAGACAAAAGUUGGUGAUAACGGUAAGAGGAAGAUCCAAGUGGGAAUUGAAAGUUCUCUGUUUCAGUUACUAAAAGAAUGCAAAACAACUGGAAAAUACUCUCUGUUUUUAUGUUUUUCCUGCCAAGGGCUUUAGAGUUUGUAACAGUAUUAAACCUUUUUUCUAAUUAUUCAUUAGCAUAAACGAAAUUGUACUGUUAUUUUGAGGUUUGAAGUCUGCUUUUGCCUCGGGUAAGAUUUUAGAGAACACUAAAAUCAUUUCUGUUUUCACUUUGGAAAGGUCCUCUGCCUAGAAAAUCUUGUCAAGCAAAGAAGAGUAGUAUUGGAACUCAGAGAACUUAAAGAUCCAAUACUUGUUUUUUACUUUAGUUUUCUCGUUCAACAGAUUUGACUAAAGUCAUCAAAACCUACUUCCAAAAUAUAGUCAAAGCCUAGGAGAAUGAUGGUCUUUCCGAUGUGGAAACAUAUAAUCUCGCGGCUAGAAAUGAAAGCACUAGAAAACAGUAUACGCAGCAGCACGGUUCUAUUGCAAUAGAGAGAACAUACGAAUCCAUAGAACAUAUUUUUUUUUUGAUAAAAAACAUAAAACUAAACAUUACAUAUCUUAUUCUUCUUCUUGUUUGUCCAUAACUUUCUGAUCUAGGACUGGACAUUUUAUCCGUUAAAUUUGAUUCAAUUGUUAUUUGUUUCGAUUCGAUCUGAAAUUUUUGAAUAUUCGUAGACUUCCGAAGUAAAGCAAAUACUAAAAAUCAGUAUCCGUUAAAAUCAAAGCAAAUCACAAAUAUCAAAAUUUUGGAAAGCGGAUAUCUGCUUCGAUCCAGAAAUAUAUAAAUACAUGUACAUCUUGAUUAUACUUAAUGUUUUAAAUGUAUAAGUUUACAUAAUAAUUAUUAUAACAUAUGAUUUGACAAAUUUUAUUUACAUUAUUACUUAUACAAAGUAUUACAUGAAAAAAAAGAGAAAAAAAUUAUAAAACAAUUAUAACUUUUUUCUUAAGUUUUGUGUUAUUAUAAUUGUUAACUAAGUUUAAAAUUUUAAAAAUAUGUAGUUUCACUAUUUCUUUUAGUUUUUCUUUUAUAUAUCAUGCAAAAAAUAUAUUAAAAAAUAAAUUUGUAUUGAAUUUUUUAGAUUAUUUGUAUUAAUCAAAGCGGAUGAGAUAUCCGUAAGUAUCCGUAAAUAUCCGUAAAUAUCCGUAAAUAUCCGUAAAUAUAUAUUUUUUCGGAUAUCUGUUUUUAUGGAUAUCCGUAUUUUUUCGAAGCAAAGAAAAUCAAAAAGUUAGAUAUCCGUAACAUACGAAGCAAAUCACAAAUACCUUUAAAAAUCCGGAUAUCUGAUCCGUGUCCAGCUCUAUUCUGGCCAUAGCUUUUUGAAGUCUUUUAAAAAUAAAUACAUAAUGGGGGUGAUUGGUUGGACUUUAUCUCCCUACUUUAACUUUAUUUAUUUUUAAAUCACUAAAUUUUACCAAUCAUGUGGUAACUUUUAAAAUACAUCAAGUUUUUAUUUAGUUUUACCAAUCAUGCUUUAGCUUUAUUUUUAAAGGUACAGCAAAAAAAAAAAAGCAAAACUUUUUUUUUAUGUAUUUUAGGCAAAAACUAUACAUCUUCUUUUUAUAGGUUGUAGAAUCUGUAAAUGAAAAAAAAAUCUGUAAUAUCAAAUAAAUUAUAUAAUCAUAAUAAAAACUUUUAUAAAUAUUUUAAUUUUGAAUUUGAGUGUUUUAAAAUUAUUAAGAUAUUUAAAUAAUAUAAAUAUUAUUUACAUAUCACAUUUUAAAUUACAAUAAAUUUUGAUAAUUUAUUUAAAAAAAUAUUAAUAUAAAUUAUUUUAAUUGAUAUAAAAUAAUAAUUUUAUAUAUACAACACAUAUUUCAUAUAUUUUAUUUUAAAAUAUCUACAGCCUACAACUUAUAGCUACAACAAAUUUAACUAUAGCAAAAGUCUCUGCAGAAAAAAAUCUACAGUAAUAACUUUACAGCUACAACCGAUUUAUCUACAGGUAAACAUAUACAGCUAAAUUUUUAAAGCCACUGUCGAACUAAUCAUCACUAAUAUUAUAAUAAUAUCAAGAUAAUACGCGAUACACAAAAAAGAGAGAAACUGAUGGAAAUAAUAGUAUUUUUUGUGGUACCCACCCACCUAAUUUCCUUCCACACGUUUUUAAUACAAGCUUAGCUUAUCGACAAACUUUUUUACCAUCUCUAUGGAGCUUGCAUGUCACUCUGUAAACUUCAUACCAGAUUGAUUUUAACCGAAUACAUUUCUGAGAAAUCAACUCUCCAAGAAAAAGAGUAAUACUCUUAUAAUGCAUAUAUAAUGAAAGAUCCUUCAAAAUUUACACUCGGCCAUUUUAAAUAAAAAAUAAUAAAAUAAAAGGAAGUAAAGAUAUACUGAAAAAUUCUAGGGCUGGCCAAAAAAUCCGAA